This is a messenger RNA of Drosophila ananassae, 877 nucleotides long. RefSeq lists its product as uncharacterized. The record is from RefSeq and is a predicted model, not a curated record. Lineage: Eukaryota; Metazoa; Arthropoda; Insecta; Diptera; Drosophilidae. Bases 153 to 770 code for a protein of 205 amino acids. The transcript has 3 exons.
CCACCUCCCUUGUAUAUAUCGAUUUAGAAAGAUUACUCCGAAUAACCCCACUGAUGACCAGGCUUUUUAGAUCAGGUAACACCCUGAGAGCGCUAUAAAAGGGCCAAACCCCAUAUAGGAGACUUCAUAGUGCCAUAAAUAUUCCAGCAAAGAUGAAGUACAUCUUGACCUUGGUUUCCUACGUUUUUUGCUGUUGCACCUCCAUUUAUGCCUUGGUGCAUUACAUCAAACUGGAAAAGGGAGCAAAAGGUUGUAAGACACCCGGAGAAAACAGUGUGGAUUUUGAUGUAGGCGCUUACGCCCAGGAUGAAAAUGUGUGUGGGGCGUAUACCUGUCAUAGCUUGGAGGGUGAUGCCUUGAUUCAUUACUGCCAGAGGCCCGUAACCUUUGCGGAGUGCAACGAAACAGGAGUUGCGACGGAAGUAGACUUUCCCCAGUGUUGCUGGAUGUGCGUCCUAUAUACGGAGUGUAGCUCAAGUUCCUCCUCCUCAAUUGACUCCUCCCCUGAUGCAAGCAAUGAUGACAAUAGCCCUGACCCGGGUGCACGCACAAAAGGCGGCUCCAACCCAAUGUAUGCCAAAUCGAAAGGAUCUAAGAUCAAAGUAACCGAUGCCGAUGACAGUGAGGACAUCAAGCACGACGGAGAGGCGGAAUAUGCCAAGCUAGUUGAUUCGAACGAGAACAUAAGGUUCGGAGGUGGAACUCCAAUAACGAAAUUUGGGGAAUCCUCCAAAACCGUUCCAUCCAAAGGAUAUCAUUUCAUUAAAUGAAACCCACCUAUAAUUAAUUAGUAUGUAAUUUAAAUUGUAAUAUUUAUAUAAUUAAGAAACUAAAUCGCUCCCUUUCGGUGUAUUAAUAAAUAAAUUUAACGAUAUAA